Molecule: messenger RNA, 1193 nt
Organism: Glycine soja
Lineage: Eukaryota; Viridiplantae; Streptophyta; Magnoliopsida; Fabales; Fabaceae
Product: RING-H2 finger protein ATL67-like
Exons: 1
Coding region: 290-829 (179 amino acids)
Biological process (GO): protein ubiquitination
Molecular function (GO): transferase activity
Source: RefSeq, a predicted model, not a curated record
AAACAUGUAUCAUAAUGUGAGUAACCCCCGCUACCACUUUCCACUUGCACAAGCAAAAUUAAAUGCAGGCUAACUCCCUUGCUGAGAAAAAAAAUGAGUUUCUCAACAAAAUCAAAAACAUAGUAUUAAAUGCAGCAGCUGGGAUCCUCACCCACCCUUUACCCCUCAAAAAAAUCACACCCUCCCUAAUUCCCUCUCUCUUUCUCUCUCUCUCUCUCCCUUCACAAAUGGCUAACAAUUCCUUUUCUCAUUCCCUUCUCUUAUUUUUUUCUUUUUUUUAUUCACUCCCAUGUCCUCUGAUCACUUCCCCCACCUCGGCCUCGGCUACUCCAUCGCCAUAGCCCUCGCCUUCCUCUUCCUCCUCUCCACACUCCUCCUCUCCUCCUACCUAUGCUGCCGCCACAACCGCCGCCGCCACACCCAAACCACCGCCUCCGCCGCCGCCUCCGACGGCGGCAUCGUCCUGCCACGUGUCAUAUUCGUGGCGGAGGACGAUGACGAGGAUGCCGAUGCCUGCAUGGUGGUGGGGCUCGACCAGAGCGUGAUAAACUCGUACCCAAGGUUCCAGUUUAACAAGGACAGCGAUGCGCGGAAUAUUAUUAACACCACGUGCUCCAUAUGUUUGUGCGAGUACAAGGAUUCGGAGAUGCUGAGGAUGAUGCCAGAGUGCCGCCAUUACUUCCACCUAUGUUGUCUCGAUUCGUGGCUGAAGCUCAAUGGCUCUUGCCCCGUUUGCAGAAACUCGCCGCUCCCGACGCCGCUUUCUACGCCGCUGCAGGAGGUGGUGCCGCUCUCUCAGUAUGCUGCUGAUAGGAGAAGAAAUAGGUGAACUUUUUUUAUAUUAUUUAUAAAAGAACAACUUUUUGGGGGUUGUUGGGUUAAUUGGUGAUGUGGGUUUUGUUUUUUUGUUGGGAUAUUUAAAGUUUUCAUCUUUCGUAUUUUUAGGAGUGGGGAGGAAGGGGAAGAAAAUAGAGGGUUUUUUUUUUUAGUUUUGAUUUAGGUUUCAUGUGAGGGAAAUGGGGAAAAAUUAUUAGGGCUAGUUGGUUGAUUAUGUAAUUCCUCCAUAGGGGUGUUUCGAUUUGUUUUUUCUUCUCUUUUACAUAGAUUAAUUCAAGUAAAUGUUCUAGUAAAAAAAAAUCAAGUAAAUGUUUGCUUCUUUCUUUAUAAAAUUGUGUGCUUUUUUGGUUUGACAA